Messenger RNA from Branchiostoma floridae (Florida lancelet), 1670 nucleotides. RefSeq names its product cytochrome P450 3A24-like. The transcript has 14 exons. Gene Ontology annotation, molecular function: oxidoreductase activity, acting on paired donors, with incorporation or reduction of molecular oxygen; iron ion binding; heme binding. Lineage: Eukaryota; Metazoa; Chordata; Leptocardii; Amphioxiformes; Branchiostomatidae. The coding region runs from base 70 to 1590 and encodes 506 amino acids. The record is from RefSeq and is a predicted model, not a curated record.
GACCGACCCAUACUGGACAGUCAGAGACUGGUCUGUUCGGCUGACGGAAACACUCACUCAGUCACCGACAUGCUGGAAUUGUUACCUUUCUCCCCUACAUGGGUACUGGUAGGACUGUGUGCGCUAUUCCUCUACAUGUACCUAGUAUGGCCAUUUUCUACCUUCAAGAAGCUUGGCAUCCCUGGUCCCAAACCUGUGCCGCUGUUUGGACACUAUCUGGAGUACGGAAAGGGGAUUAACAUCUUCGACCAAGAAUGCUACCAAAAGUACAACAAGAUCUACGGAAUUUUCGAGGGACGGCAGCCCAUACUGAUGAUCGGUGACCUGGACAUUGUGAAGGCCAUCACAGUGAAGGGCAUCAACACUUUCACCAACCACAGGGACAUGCCAGGCCAAGGUGAAGGAAAACACGCCCUCUUUUUCUCCAAGGAUGAGACUUGGAAACGGCUCCGAAUUGCGAUGUCACCUGCUUUCAGCUCUGGAAAACUCAAGCAGCUGACGGUUCACAUUGAGAGGUGCGCGGAGGGGUUUGUGUCCAAUCUUGCCGAGGACGCGGAACACGGCAAAGUAUUCGAUGUGAAAGAACUUUGCGGUGCCUUUAGUAUGGAUGUCAUCUCCAGCACAGCUUUUGGAGUGGAAAUUGACUCCUUACACAACCCUGAUCACCCGUUUGUGACUAAUGCUAAGGCGAUCUUCGACAUCAGCCUGUUUAACAUCGCCUUUUUCAUUAUGUUCGCAUUUCCUCAGCUUGGCAAGUUCCUGGAGCGGUUUGGGAUGACCGUCCUCCCCAAGAAGCCUAUGAAAUUUUUCAGUGAGGCUGUCGACAGUGUGAUGGACAUGCGGAAAUCAAACUCAGGAGAUGAGAAACCGGUGGACUUCCUUCAACUGAUGCUCAAGGCUCACAACGAAGAGUUGGACAACAAGGCAUCUGGGGAGGUCGCCAAACAAGCAGGUGUUUCCAUAAAAGAGAUCAAGGGAAACGCGGUGCUGUUCUGGGUAGCGGGUUAUGACACCACCGCCAACACCCUCACCCUGACAGCAUACAACCUCGCUGUGGACCAGGAGGCACAGGACAGAGCCGUCCAGGAGGUGGACGCCAUUAUUGCCAAGCGGGGGAAACUGGACUACGAGUCUGUCAACGAGCUGACCUACCUGGAGAUGUGCAUCAACGAGACUUUGAGGAUGUUUCCUGCCUCACAGAGGUUUGACCGUGUUUGUAAGGAGGAUACGGAAGUGAACGGUUUGCACAUUCCAGAAGGUACCAUUGUUACCUUCCCCGUGUGGGCGAUCCACUAUGACGCUGACAUCUGGCCGGAACCUGAGAAGUUCAAGCCUGAGAGGUUCAGUAAGAAAGAGAAAGAAUCACGUGACCCGUACGCCUUCCUCCCCUUCGGAGCCGGCCCCAGGAACUGUCUGGGCAUGCGCAUCGCCAUGUUGGAGCUCAAGUUCGCACUGGCCAAAGCCCUGCAGAAGUUCCGCUUUGUGACCUGUGAAAAGACUGAGAUACCUGUCCGCAUCAAGAACACCUUGGGUAACCAGAUUGAAGGAGAAGUCUGGCUGAAGGUGGAAGCACGUUCUCCAGCUGUCUAAAGUAGAGAUCAACGACAAUGGACAUCGGAACUCUGUGGGUUUUAUCAUUUUGUAACGUUGAAACUGCAUGUCUACCUUGC